Molecule: messenger RNA, 4456 nt
Organism: Boleophthalmus pectinirostris (great blue-spotted mudskipper)
Lineage: Eukaryota; Metazoa; Chordata; Actinopteri; Gobiiformes; Gobiidae
Gene: lpgat1
Product: lysophosphatidylglycerol acyltransferase 1
Exons: 8
Coding region: 573-1694 (373 amino acids)
Cellular component (GO): endomembrane system
Molecular function (GO): acyltransferase activity
Source: RefSeq, a predicted model, not a curated record
UCUAUGACGAUGUCCCACUGUGAGACAUAACGGGACCAAGCCGAGCAGCAUCUGGGGACCAAAAUCUCUGUCGUUCACGUUUCUCUGCGCCUCUCCUCGGUCCCGUUGCCCUCUCGCCCCGUCGGAGCCCCAUACCCCGGCUCUGGCCCGCCACCGUCCGCUUUCGCCGUCUCGUCUCCCGCUACAACCGAACCACGAUGGCGCUGGCGCUGCAUCCGAGGAGGAGGAUUUACCCCGGUGUCUGUGCCUGAGAUGGGGACAGUGUCGCUGCUGUUGAAGCGGACUUGCUUGUUAGCCAGCUAGCGGGCUUCUCUCGCUGUAUGGACGUGGCUCUACGGGGCUGACCGCUAAUGGCCGUGGUUUUUAUGGCACGGUUUGGCGCAGCGUUAUCAGGCGUUUCCAACAGCAGCAGCGGCGUCUCCGUUUGAUAGCGAACAUGUCCAGUACUAGCUCAUUUAUUAACUAGAGCCUUCCAGGUUAGCUGUGCGUGAGACUCCAUAUCCGUGCGUCUCUGGCGUUCUACAUUCGUGCUUGGAUGAUUCAGUGACAUUUUCUUGGCGAGUAUUUCCAGGAUGGCUCAGCUCGGGGGCGGAGCUAGUGGACUGGCCAGGAUCGUGCUCAGAGCUCUGCUGCGCUUUGUCUUUAUGUUCUUCAAUAACUGCGUGGCCAUCCCCUCCUACUGCCUAUACCUGCUCGCCCUGCAGCCGCUCCGGGUCUGGGACAGCGCCACCUUCUGGUACCUGGAGGGGGUCAUGUUUAAGUGGUUACUGGCCAUGGUGUCCUCCUGGGGCUGGAUUGCGGGAUACACAGUGACUGAGUGGGGUGAUGACGUGCGGCCGAUCUCGGAGGAAGAGGCCAUGGUGAUCGUGAACCACCAGUCGACAGGAGAUGUGUGCACGCUCAUGAUGUGCCUGCAGGAUAAGGGCACUGUGGUGAGGAAAAUGAUGUGGCUCAUGGACCAUGUGUUCAAAUACACCAACUUUGGCCUGGUUUCUCUUAUCCACGGGGACUUCUUCAUCCGACAGGGUAAGGCUCACCGAGACAAGCAGCUGGUUUACCUGAAGGAGCACUUGGACCGCUACUACCACAGCCGCGACCGCAAGUGGAUCGUCCUGUUUCCAGAGGGUGGCUUCUUGCGGAAAAGGCGGGAAACCAGUCAGCUGUUUGCCAAGAAGAACUCCCUGCCUCACCUGACCCACGUGACCCUGCCGCGUAUGGGAGCGACCCACGUCAUCCUCAAGACUCUGGGAAGGCAGCAGGAGAAUGGCAGUGUGGGAGGAGACACCGGCAACAACAACCAGAGCGGUGUAAAUAAAUCCAAAAGCCUGCAGUGGGUAAUAGAUGUGACUAUAGCCUACCCCAAAGCAAGACCUAUGGACAUCCAAACCUGGAUCUUUGGAUACAGGCCUCCAACAGUCACACAUGUACACUACAGGAUGUACCCCAUAAAGGAGGUGCCAGUGGAGGCUGAGGCGCUCACAGACUGGCUGUACCAGAGGUUUGUGGAGAAGGAGCAGCUGCUGGAACACUUCUACAACACAGGUCUGUUCCCUCCCUCCCCUGGUCAGAAGGAGGCGGUGUCGCGUCAGAUGACCUUGGAUCCGGUGUGGCUGUGCGCGGUGCAGUCGUUAGCAUUUGCUUCCGGCUACAUGUGGUUCAGCGCACUCCAGUACCUGUACUGCUGCGUGUUCUGAACGCCUCCACCGGACCACCGCCAGGCCCGGCAUCUCAGCCCGGACUCCUCCCCCUGCGAGUGAAUGUACAUUUGACCAAGCGGGACAAGCAGACACUGGGAUCGCUCUCCUCAUCUCCUCCACCGCGUAGGCUCAGGAUGCUUUCUUCGAUUUUAGCCCAUAGUUACAGACUGUUGUGUAACUGUAGUUCCAUAGGGGUCCUGUAGGGGUCAGGUUUUUACGAGGAGCUCCAUCCUAACUCCUGUUCCUCCAUUGCACUAAGGAUCGACGAUACUGCCCUGCUCCUCCACAUUUCAAUCUUUGUGUUUUUCUUUCUGGUGGCCAUUUUUAUUUCGGAAUCAUGUUUACAUUGGCUCCCUGUGCGAAAGGGAAAGACAACAACCAUGCACUGGCCAUUCGGAUUCUGAGAUUUCUGUUUUGGAUUUGUUGGAACACAAAGGAUUUUUCAGCAAAUAAUUAAGUCGCUUCACAAUUGCCAUUUUGGAAGAAGGUGGCAGAGACUCUACCCAUAGAUUUACAAAUAUUUAAGCCAUAUGCUUAGUGUGUCAGGACAGUGAAAAUAUAACUUUUUUAUAUAGGAACACAUUGGACAUAGUGGGGCUUGUUCUAGGUGUCAUUACUGUACAUUUACAGCAUAACCUGCCUAAUGAGUGCGAGUGGCGUGUGCGGCCAUUUUAGUUCUGUUUUAAUGUCCCAUGUUCUAAUGCUUUGUUAAAUGUUGUACAGAAAAAAAUAUGAGGAAGUUUUUUUUGUUUUUUCAUUGCUAAAAUGAACUUGGUCCUUGUCAUGUUUUAGCUGAUUGUGAAUGUUUUCUGAGGACAACCAUAGAACUCUCCCUUCAUAAACCAGUGUUAUCCUGAUUAUGGACUGAAGUCAAUCUUGUUUGGGUCACUGUGAAAAGCCCAGUUGCAAAUCUCAAUACAAUGCUGCUAUGGCUGGGUACCGUUUUUAAAGGUACCAGUACGAUACCUAAAAACGUUCAAGUGCAUAUGACAGGCUUUCAUGUUUUCCUCAUUCUGACUUGGUUUGGUUGGGUAGGGUUUGUGGUCAAUAUUUAUCAUAGUUUCAUGCCAGUGAAGUGGACAAAAACUUGAGGAAUACAAAAGUACAAAAAUAUGGGAAGUAGGGGUGAGUUCUAAAACAGAAUUUCUCCACCUACAUCAUCAACACGGAAAAUUCCAUCCAAAAUGCAGAGUUACAAUUUACACACAAGGAAGACCAUUUUUUGACAGUGUUAAACUCCAUUUAACAAAAUGAUGCUGUUGUGAUUUAUUUUUAUUUGUCUAAUUAUAACUAUUACGUAAUUUUGUCAUUUAGUUGUUUUUUGUUAACAUUAUGGCUGUUAGGUGAACCUAUGUCCAAUCAGGAAGUUACAUGCUAGAGUUCAUUCUAGAAAUUCUAGAAAAAGGUUUGGUGAAAUGAGUACUCCAACCUGUUAAAUGCAAUAUUUAAAAUAGGAUAUUUAAAACUGAAAAGGUACUGGAAAAUUAUUGUCCAGAUGCUGUACUAGGAAAAGUGAGACGUACCCAGCCCUAGUGCCAUCCUAUGAAACGCAAAUACAAGUGCGUAUACUUAUGGAUGAGUCCUAAAUUCUGCCAAACUUUUUUUUUUUUUUUUUUCACAUUUUAUUAUGUCAUUUUUUUUCAGAAUCUUGUGUGUUUUUUGUGUUUAUAAAUUGGAGUAAUCAACCAUAUUGAGUCUCAAAGUCUGGAGGUAUAAGGAGCAGUGUGAUUGGCCUUACAGGUAUCCACACAUCAGACUCUGCUCCUGCAGCCUGUGUUUGUAUCAGAAAAACCUGACUCUAAUUGGAGCAGUCUUGUGUGAUGUCACCAAGUACAUGAAAGGCCACUAAACGCAGCACAAAGUUAGAUUUAGGCAUUUUUGUGGAUUUUCUGUUUAAUUCCACUUUAAGUACAGAACACAAACAUAAGGUGUACUUGGUUGACAGUCUGAAAAACCAGUACAGUGCAAAAUAUUAAAAGUGAAUGACUUGCUAAUCAAUACUACUAAAAUUUAGCCUCUCAAAAUUCUCUGGUGUGUGGGGGUGGCACAUUUUCUGCUCACAAAAUCUUAAAAAGUGCUGUGUCCUCUGUUGGUUUACAUGCAGCACUACAGCCUUUCAAACUUGCGUGUUCAUUACAAAACUACUGCAAAGUUUAUAUUUUAUGAUUCUAUUUUCUUUCUUUCUUUUUUUUUAAACAAAUUUAAUGUAUGAUUGUUCAUAAAACCAAAAUUUGAUUGGAACAUGUUUACAAAAAUUGACAAUCUGGGGUAAGAACACUACAUUUGAUUAUUGUACUGUUUGAAAUAUACAAAUAUGCAAUCAGUUGUUUAAAAUUGUCUUGCAGUAUGUAACCAGGCAACACUCUGUAAUGAUCCAAUCAGAGACUAACACAACUGGGCUUUUUCACUGUGAGGGAAACCUGAGCGGACUGGAACUUUAGGGUAGAAAUUAGAGUUUUGUCAUAUUGUUGUAACCAUGACAACAGAAGGCCUAACUGAUGCUGGUAAGCCACAUCUGUACCAGCCGCUCAGAUAACCUUCAGAUUUGGAAGUGACACAAAUGACACCAUGUUUAUUUUUCUUCUCAUUUUGAAUGAGAACUGUUCCCAUUGUCCAAAGGGAAGACUUAGGAAUCAUCAUAGGAGUCUGAACCAUUCUCGAAAUCUAGAGCUGUCUGUAAGUUUGAGUUUCCUUUAAUUCUAGCGCCAUUUUCAACACCCAGAAAUCUGUGCUGGAAUAAAAACUUCUGAAAGAUCCCA